AGCCUCUGCAGGUGAAGGAUCUCCCUCUGGUAAGACGCCGUCCUCCCCUCCGCUGCCUCCUCCAAUGCUGCCAGUCUGGUUGACGCCUGGCUCCGGUACACCUGCACAUACACAUGAGCAGCACUCAGACACAGAGGAAUGAGGUGGAGUGUUGCUAUGAGAGAGGUGGAUUUACAUGAAGGACAGCGAAGCAGAGACAAGUGGAGUUGAGGAGGGGGUGUCUCACACACUGGGACAAGAACAUGACUUGAAGAUGAGCUGUCCUCAGACUGAGUUUGAGGAGAAGGACUGUCCUCCUCCUCCAGAGGAAUUAGAAUGUAAAAUCUGUUAUCAGCGCUACAAUGUCCACCACCGAAAGCCUAAAAUCUUGGACUGCCUGCACCGAGUCUGCGCCCGUUGCCUCAUUAAAAUCUUGGAUAUUGCUGACAGUGCAGACUGCAUCUCCUGCCCCUUUUGCCGACACCAGACUGAGAUCACUGAGCAGGAGAUUUCAGCCCUGCCCGAUGAUGUUAACAUCAUGUCCCACUUGGCAAUGCGGGACAAAUCCUGGAACUCUGAUCAAAACAGGGAAGUGGUCCUGACUCCAAAAAGUUUCUCCUCCUCCAGUCCAUCUCGUGACUCAUCCAAUUGCCUGGUAAUCACUAUAAUGGAGGUGCAGAGAGACUCUCAACACUCCCCAAGCCAAAAUGGUAGCUCAGAUGUCUAUGCUGAGCAAAGCCUGGACUCGGUAUCUAUAGGCUCUAAUGGGCCAGCAGAUCAGGAUGCCCUGUCCAAGUUCUGUAAUCAUGUCCCACGCAUCCUGGUCUGGCUGCUGGGUUUCUUAUACUUUGGCUCACUUCCUCUAGGAAUCUAUCUGCUGGUGAUCCAGAGAGUGACUCUGGGCAUUGUAUGUGUAAGCUUAGUGCCAUCAAGCCUAACAGUUUGCCUGGUCUAUGGAUUCUGCCAGUGCCUCUGUCAAGGCAUGUGUGACUGCUCUUCAAGGGGCUGAUGGGAUGCUGAAACCCAGUGCUCCUAGAAUAGGAAAGAGUCAGCUAGUAUAGACAAACGCCUCCUGGUAAAGAUGAUAUCUUCUCCUGCCCGGGCAUAAAAAUCUGAGCAGUCACUUAUCUUCAUGCACAUAAAGGGCCAGUGAGCCAAAAUAAGACUGUUUUCAGUGAUGUGCUGUGCUUUUGUUAGAUGUACUGCUUCAACUGAGACACCAGCUUGGCCAAGAGAACCAGACCCCCUGACACACUCUGUCAGCAGCCUAUACCGACUUUUCUGUGAUGUACUUCUGUGACCUUUAAUCGUUCUGUGUUGUGUGUUGACCUAGUCUAACAUAGCAUUUGACAACACACCUUUAAUCCUUGACUUGCAUAAUUACAACACUGACGGACGUCAGUGUCAGGCCCUCAUUUAUCAACAUUAUAUACAAAAAUUUUGGCUGCAGACAUUUUUAAAUGAAAGUUGUGACUAUAAGAGCUGAUAUGAACAACACUAU
Archocentrus centrarchus (flier cichlid) is the source of this 1480-nucleotide messenger RNA. RefSeq names its product E3 ubiquitin-protein ligase RNF182. The record is from RefSeq and is a predicted model, not a curated record. The coding region runs from base 176 to 988 and encodes 270 amino acids. The transcript has 2 exons. NCBI's taxonomy places the organism in Eukaryota, Metazoa, Chordata, Actinopteri, Cichliformes, Cichlidae.